UUUGUAAUCUGUACGUCGAGUUAAGUGGUUCGAAGAUCGGUCGCAACGCUUAUUGAAAUACUGAUAUUGAAUUAUCAGCUGCAUUUAGUUUAGUCGUAAUUAAUUUAAAUCAAUCAAGAAGUUAAUCACAGCCUUUGUAAAAUGUCAUUAUCCAAAAUUGAUGCCAUCGAAACGGAAACGGAACAAAUCGAUCAGGAAAAGUAUUUACGUCAAGCAACACAAUAUUAUACGGCGCUGGAGAAGCCACUCAAAUAUGGCCCUGUAAUCGACUCGCUAACGGAUUUAAUAACGGCACUGCAUAGAGAAUUCGAUACCAACUAUGUGAAUAUCGAAAUGGUAAAUCACAUAAUGCUGAGCUAUAAGUCGAAUCCUAAGGAAUGGCGUAAAUAUGCUAAAUUUGAUCGUUAUAAAUAUACGAGAAAUCUGGUUGAUUUCGGAAAUGGCCGCUUUAAUCUGCUGAUACUCUGUUGGGGUGAAGGCGUUAGCUCCUCUGUCCAUGACCAUGCCGACUCGCAUUGUUUUAUGAAAAUGCUCAAGGGAGAUCUGCGUGAGAAGCGCUACAAGUAUCCACAUCGUACGGAGGAGCAGCUCGGCAAUAUAGCGGAUGAUCAGCUUGUGGAAACGGGAGAAACGCCUAUGGCUUUGAAUGACGUGGCCUAUAUUAAUGACAACUUGGGACUGCAUCGCGUAGAGAAUCCCAGUCAUGCGGAUACGUCAGUCUCGCUGCAUCUCUAUUGUCCGCCCUUUGAUAGCUGCAGCAUUUUUCAGGAAAACUGCAAGAAAACCACUGCCAAGGUUACUUUCUGGAGUAAAUAUGGUGUGCGCACCAAACUGAAUGAACAAUAGAGUUAAGACUAAGUUUAAGCUAAAAAAAAAAACCGGAAUUGUUUCCUUAUGUUUAGUUGUACAGUAUACAUAAUUAAAUUUAAUGGUUAGUUCUAAGCGCAUGCCAAAUGAAUAAAAUCUACAUAUGUUAAUGAA
Messenger RNA from Drosophila busckii, 981 nucleotides. RefSeq names its product cysteine dioxygenase type 1. NCBI's taxonomy places the organism in Eukaryota, Metazoa, Arthropoda, Insecta, Diptera, Drosophilidae. The record is from RefSeq and is a predicted model, not a curated record. Gene Ontology annotation, biological process: L-cysteine catabolic process. Gene Ontology annotation, molecular function: ferrous iron binding; cysteine dioxygenase activity. Bases 142 to 846 code for a protein of 234 amino acids. The transcript is spliced from 3 exons.